AGUCUCUACCCUCUUCUUUCUCUAUCUGCACUACAUCACACAGUUGCACUGCCACCACAACCAACAUGACUACACACACAGAGCAACCUGCCGCGAUCACUUCCGACGGCGCCCCAACAACAGGCCCUGAGAUCAACAACAUGCCUGAGAGUGACCGUGGUCUCCGAUACACCUCAGAGGAACUGACAAAGCUCAGACCAGCCCCGAUGUCUCCAACGGGAUCUCCCCAGCCUGGUGACCAAGAUGAAGUUGAAGCUGUUGCCCGUGCCAAAACCUCGGAAAAUAUCACAGUUCCUGAUACCAAGGCUGGAGUUGAACAGCGCCUGGAAUUGACUGGAGAAUCUACAGCUAUUGCUGACAAAGAUGAAGAUAACCACGGACUUGACCAAAUGACCAAAAAGAGACCAAGCAUUGCAGAAGGGAUGGAGGACAAGAAUGGAGAGGCUGCAUGGGCCACCGAAUCCCAAGUUGCUGCCCCAAGUGUUGGUGCUCCAGAGGUAGUGGGAGCAAAAAAGAAGAAGAAGAAGAGCAGUGGGAAGAAGAAGAAGCCAAACCCAACAGGCUUCGAAGAGUUCUACGCCGACCCUCCCAUCGCACCGGAGGAUCAUAAGGAGGAAGUCGAGCAGUUAUACUACUUUGCUCGUCCAUUUGCAGAGCGAAUUGAGACGUGCAUUCAGCGCUACCGCGCCAGGCGCAAGCUCGAUGAAGAGCGUGCGAACAUAUUCAACAAAUACUUGUCUUUCGGUGGCAUCGACACCACGAUCAAGGCAUUCACUGGAGGGGUGGACAAUGAGGCACUGGAAGAAUUCGAUGGUCCCACGAUCGCUGAUAUCAACGCCACCGAUGUCAUGUUCGGCGGCGACGAGGCAGGAAGUAAAUUCUACGAUCCUUGCGCGCCACAAAACUGGGUGGUAGAUUUCGAGGGCAUCGCCAAAGCGUUUCUAUCCUCCAGGGCUCCAUACAACUUCGGCAUGCACAACCAGAGCCUGAUCAACAAUUACUGCAAUGUAGUCAAGAACUUUCUCAACUACAUCCUCAUGCACGGGGUCUGCCCAGAGUACACUAAAUCCAUCAUCGCCGCCCAGAAGAUCUGUGACCUCGCCAAGUCCGAGCUCCCAGCUAUCCAUGACAUCGGCUCCUCCUUCCCAGGGAACUUUCACAAGGCCCUCUCCAUCAUGUGCCAUGGUUACUCCAGGCUCCUAUACAUCGACCCGGCCACGAUCUCUGACCACCCAGCCGACGCAGACCCGAACCAAUACAUGUCGGUCGACCACGCGCACCGCACCUUCCGCGCAGCAAUGGCUCUGAUGGGCACAGCCGAGCAGUUUGAAGCCAUUGCCGCCAUGAGCCUCGAGGAGUACCAAGCCCCGGCCGUUGUCGCCGAGGAGCUCCGAGGCUUCGAAGUUGUGAACAUUACCCUGCCUGACGAGACGCUCAUCAAGAGCUUUGCUGGCAUUCGGGCCGCAGAUGGUCGCACUGGCACCAUCAAACCCCUCGGCCUUCUCACCUGCAAGCCUUGGACGCAUCCCUACCAGCCUACGCUUGACCUCACCAUUGAAGAGGAGCAGGGGCUAGCGGAGAACACGUUAGUGUAUGGCGACGAGACGUUCUGGGUAGACGAAGACAUCCUGGAGCACUGCUUUGCGGGUAUGAAGUUUGUGGGCGUGGUGAGGGAGCUGGAUUUGGGGUUGAAGUAUCUGGACAAUGUUAUUGUCAUUUACGCAAGCUUCUACACGUUUGUGGAGAAUGAGCGCAUGGUGAAUUGGAAGGCGCCGAAGGAGAAUGAGAGAUUGCCGCCUUCUUGUGAGGAUGCCGAGGUGGUGGAUGCGGAGGGGGAGGGAGAAGGGGAUCGGCUUGAGGAGUAG
This is a messenger RNA of Pseudogymnoascus verrucosus, 1865 nucleotides long. RefSeq lists its product as uncharacterized. The coding region runs from base 66 to 1865 and encodes 599 amino acids. Lineage: Eukaryota; Fungi; Ascomycota; Leotiomycetes; Thelebolales; Thelebolaceae. Gene Ontology annotation, cellular component: ARC complex. The record is from RefSeq and is a predicted model, not a curated record. The transcript has 3 exons. Gene Ontology annotation, biological process: regulatory ncRNA-mediated gene silencing.